Alnus glutinosa is the source of this 898-nucleotide messenger RNA. RefSeq lists its product as uncharacterized. Bases 128 to 676 code for a protein of 182 amino acids. Lineage: Eukaryota; Viridiplantae; Streptophyta; Magnoliopsida; Fagales; Betulaceae. The record is from RefSeq and is a predicted model, not a curated record. The transcript has a single exon.
CACUGAAUAUAUACGUUGUGUGUUAGUUUUAUAUAUGUUCCGAAAUAUACAAAGCUAAGGUACGUGGGUGUCUUCUUCUCCCAUCUUCAUAUCCUGACGAAGUCAGUGAAUCCCCCAUCAAUCUCAAAUGUUCAGUGGCAGCUCUGAGCUUCCCCAAAGCUCCCUUCAAAUCAAGCAGGACGACAAGUUCUUCUCCAGGCUUUUAUCCAAAGAAAGCUCCCGGGCAAACCCUUCUCUCAGAGUGUAUUAUGGAGGAGCAUCCGGUGCUGUUCCAUUCAUGUGGGAAUCUCAGCCUGGUACGCCUAAACAUGCAUUUUCUGACACCGUCCUUCCCCCUCUUACUCCACCUCCCGCCUAUCAUUGCACUUCCAAGAAGAAACCCAUCAAGAACAACUCAAGAUCCAAUCUUUUACAUGCCUUAUUCCUAAAAAUCAGUCCUCAAAAAUCGAUCAAUGUGUCACCUUACCCAUCUCCAUCAUCAUCCUCAUCGUCACUGUCAUCAUCAAGGUUUGCUCCAAUCAGUACCCCUACCAAGUACCAUGGAAGGAGGCGAGUUUUUAGCCAGAGCAGCUCAUCCUUCGAAUCCAGGGAAGAUGAUGAAGGACAGACCGUCGGAUCACCAACUUCAACAUUGUGUUUCAGGGGUAUUGGGCGUCGAAGCUGCUACCGGUUUUGAGAAUAAAGAAAAAGCCUUUUUCGUAAAAGUUGGGAAAUGGAUCUAGCUAGGUACGACUGCCUAUAGAUUUCCCAUAUGUUUUUCAUGAUUAAGCUUUAGGCUGUCUAAGUUGUUCUGUUGUAGUAACUUGCAGUAGUACUUACGAUCGAUAUGAAGCAAACUUUCUGAAAUGUAUGAUGGUGAAGUUUGUUUAUACAAAAGAAAUAAGGAGUUGGCUUUCAA